Molecule: messenger RNA, 2211 nt
Organism: Bursaphelenchus xylophilus (pine wood nematode)
Lineage: Eukaryota; Metazoa; Nematoda; Chromadorea; Rhabditida; Aphelenchoididae
Source: the annotation of a GenBank genome assembly
AUGUCUGACGAGGAAGAAUAGUAAGUUUCAAAAUUAUGCUACAUGCAUUCAAAGCGUACAUUGCUCUAACCGGUGUGCUAUUACAGUAGUGAGGAGGAAGUGAUUGAGGAAGAAGAGGAGGAGGAAGAAGCCCCCGCUGAAGAAAACGCGGCCGCUCCUGCUCCAGAAGCUGAAACUGCUGAAGCUGAGCCCGAGGCUGAUGCUCCAAUUGAGGAUGCUCCCGCCCCAGAAGAGCGCAAGACCAGACCUCCUCCACCACCAGAAAAGGAGGUCGAUCCUUCCACCUUGACUGAAGCCGAACAGGCCAUGCUGGCUGCCAAGAAACGGCAUGAAGAAGAAGAGGCCGCUCGCAGUCAAGAAGCCGAAGCCAGAAGACAACAAGAGUUGGCUACUGUUGAUGAAGAACUCCGCGCUUUGAAGGAACGUCAGAUCGAAAGAAAGAAGCAGCGAGAAAUCGAGGAAGCCGAGAUGGCCGAACGUCGUCGCAAAGAUGAACAGCGUCGUCGUGAGGAAGAAGAGGCCCGCAAGGCAAAGAUUGAAGCCCAGAAGCGAGCAAAGGAAGAAGAGAAGCUGAAGAGACAACAGGUCAUGGCUGGUGCCUUCGUUAACACCUCUGCUAGUGAGUGGCCGUUUAGAUAAGAGGUUGUACCAUUGAGGUCUGACUAAAAAAAAUUUUAUUUAGAUAUUGGCCGAAAGAAGGAGAAGACUGAAGAACAGAGACAAGAAGCCAAGCGUGCUUAUAUCGCUUCUAUUCAGAAUAAGCCUGACAUCUCCAACUUAUUGCCCAAUGACUUAAAGGCCAAGAUCAAGCAACUUCACGCUCGCAUUUUGAAGUUGGAGUCUGACAAAUACGAUCUGGAGAAGCGUCAUGAACGUCAAGACUAUGACGUGAGUAACAGUGCAGAAAAAUUUAAUUUCAAAGCAAGGCCCGGGUAUUUCCAAAAAUCGACGCCAGAAUUUUUAGAAAAAUAUUGAAUCCUUUGAUCUUUUGCAUAGUUGUUGUACUAGGAGGACAGUUAAACAUUAACUUUUUGAAACCUUCGAAAAAUACGAUAGGUUAAAACUUUUGUCGGUCAUGCUGCAUUGUUUAAAAUGUCUUUUUUCAAGAAGUUUAAAUUACAAUAAUGUUCGCCAUGGUCGAAAACGUGAAACAGUGAAGUUUACGCUUUUUUUACGACAAAAUUCGCGAAAAUGAAAUUUAGGUGUACGGCAUGAACAACAUUGAAAGUGCAGUAACUCCAAAACAGCGCCUUUAUCUUCCUAAAUUUGUGAUAUGUUGCUACCUGCAUGUCACAGUAAAUUUGGAAGGCUCCGAAAGUAGUCGAAGGCUACAGUGUACAAUAAUGUUCGUCAUAGUGUAAAACAGCGAGAUUUUGUCCUUUUAUUCAUAAGGGAUUUUGUGCACUAACCCAACUACCGUAACCCCGGUUACGAAAAUUUUCGAACCUAAAUAUUCGCACUGAUGUUUAGCUGUCCGAGUACCACAACUAUGGAAAGUAUCAAAAGAUUCAUUUUUUUCAAAUGUCCGGCCUUUGUUAUGACAGAUUGAAAUCUGUAAAAACGCUGUUUUAAGUUGAAAGAAUUGAACGAACGCACCAGCCAGGCCGCAAGAAAGAAGGCCAUUGCUAUGGGAGUGGAGGCCGAAGAAGCCGAAGCCAGCUCUGGUGGAGUUGUCCGUCCUCCUAAGAUCAAUGUUGCCUCCAAAUAUGAUCGUCGGGUUGAUCAUCGUGGAUACGGAGACCGUCGUGAACUCUUUGAACACGUAGUUUGAACUCCCUCAAUAUAAAUAAUUGUCUUACCUUUAGCCCGUCGUGAAACCAGAACCCCCUAUCGCUCAUGGCAGUGGACGCCCUCCACCAGAAUGGGGCCGAAAGAACGUUGAAGAAUUGGAACAGCUCAGAAAGAACCUGGAGCCCUUCAGAUAUCAAGAACAGGUCAAGGCCGAAGGUGAGGCUGCCAAGCCCCCAGUUCCGAUUAUCCCUCUUCAGAUCCCUUCGGAAUCUGAAGCCGUUGCUCCCAAAGAGGUAUGAAGGUUUCUAAAUUCCAUCUAUUGCGACCCAGAAUGGGGUAAAGCGACUAAAACUCAUCGAAAAUUUUUGAUUCAACGUUUUCAAUGAGUUUAGUCUCACGGAGUCGUUUUGCCUCAUUCUGAGUCGUAAUCGAAAGAUUCCAAGAUUUCGGUUAUAAUUAUUAACCUAUUAUUUUUAGUAA